GUGCGCGUCACGUGUCCCGAGGCGUGACGUAGACGUGACGUAACGUGCCGUGCCCCUCUCGUGCCAGUCAGUGGCGUCGACGACCCGUCCCGGGCCGGUCGCCUCUCCUCUCCCGCUGCUCCUCUCCCGGGCAUAAUGGCGUCCUUCUGCAGCUUCUUCGGCGGGGAGGUCUUCCAGAACCACUUCGAGACAGGCAUUUACGUGUGUGCCCGGUGUGGCUACGAGCUUUUCUCCAGCCGCUCCAAGUUUGAACACUCUUCCCCGUGGCCCGCGUUCACCGAGACCAUCCACCCCGACAGCGUGGCCAAGCGCGAGGAGCCCGGGAGGCCCGGCGCCUUCAAGGUGUCCUGUGGCAAGUGUGGCAAUGGCCUAGGGCACGAGUUCCUCAACGACGGACCGAGGCGGGGCCAGUCUCGCUUCUGAAUCUUCAGCAGCUCGCUCAAGUUCGUCCCAAAGGGUAAGGACGGCGGGGCCGCUCGGGGCAAGUAAGCGGGAAGUGGCCUCCUGGAUGCUGGCCCUCCCUGCCCCGGAACCACCUGCCCUGCCCCUCGGCCUCUCCCUGGCACCGGUGCCACUCUGCCCCUCCCCACCCUGGUCCUCGGCAUGAUGACUCGCCCUGGGGAAAGCCCUUCCGGAGCGCCAGGGCGACGACGGACGCCCGACCGGGUGGGCCGGGUCACGUGACCCCGCGAGGCCGUCGGCUCCUCGUCGGCCGGGAGCGGGUCUGCCCGCUGCCGGUCGCUUCCAAGCGCUCUGCACAUAGUUGGCCCUCAAUAAAUAUCACCAGUGGA
This is a messenger RNA of Tachyglossus aculeatus (Australian echidna), 791 nucleotides long. It is a transcript of the gene MSRB1, whose product is annotated as methionine sulfoxide reductase B1. Lineage: Eukaryota; Metazoa; Chordata; Mammalia; Monotremata; Tachyglossidae. The transcript has 4 exons. Gene Ontology annotation, molecular function: peptide-methionine (R)-S-oxide reductase activity. The record is from RefSeq and is a predicted model, not a curated record.